Messenger RNA from Trichophyton verrucosum HKI 0517, 1704 nucleotides. RefSeq lists its product as uncharacterized. Bases 1 to 1704 code for a protein of 567 amino acids. NCBI's taxonomy places the organism in Eukaryota, Fungi, Ascomycota, Eurotiomycetes, Onygenales, Arthrodermataceae. Gene Ontology annotation, cellular component: membrane; endoplasmic reticulum. The transcript is spliced from 4 exons. Gene Ontology annotation, molecular function: long-chain fatty acid-CoA ligase activity. The record is from RefSeq and is a predicted model, not a curated record.
AUGGCGGCCGAAGACUCGAUGCUGGCCAGGGCAGAUGCGCUCCUGGAAGCGCUCUUCUCCGAUUGGAAUAUCUACUCGACUCUGCUCGCAACAGUCCUCGUCUCAUACAUCGGAUAUACACUCUUCUUCACACCGGACCCCGAUGCACACCCAUAUGUACUGGCCCGGCAGGGAGUGGUAGCUCCCGUCAGACAGCGUGGGGAGUCUGCUUCUGUACGGGCCAUGGACGUCCCCCAUGGCUACCCGCUCAAGGCUGGACUUGGUGUACGUGAUCCGGACACUCCUAGAUGGACUGCCGGCAGACGGGGAGACCUUCGAGAUAUAUGGAAAGCUGUUGUCCGCGGGGAGUUGAAUAGCGAUGGCACACCAUCGGGGAAAAAGGGAUCUAUCUUCACCGUGUUUGGAAACACAGCUCAAGAACGCAGUGUUGAUGAUAUUUCCCGGGAAAUCAAGAUCAUUGGACAGUAUAUCAGUGACACCAAGGCACAAAGAGUGGCUAUAUGUCUCACUGACUCGGUAGAGAUGCUUGCAACUAUCUUCGCAAGCGCUUUCUACGGCUUUCCAACUGUUAUCAUUCCUCACAACCUUCCUCCUCAAACACUUGCUGGUUAUCUUCAAGAGACAAAGGCCGAUGUUCUCAUUGCCGAAGCUGGUGCUGUGGAAGUUACUACUUUGCUGAAAAUGUGUCCUGCUCUGAGACAUGGAAUAUGGGUUGCUCAGGAGGGCAGCCGACACAUGGACUGGAAUGAAGUCCCUGAAGGGGCUGGUAGCAAGAUCGAAGUGUCAACGUGGCACGAGUUAGUCAAUGAGAAAGAGGGCUCGGUUAGCCCUGAGGUACCCGAAUGGGAUGUUAAAUCCCCAACCCCUUCUCUGACCACUCUAUGCCCAUCUAAGAAGGGUCUAGGUUCAUUCAUCGAGUAUACUUCAGAGAACAUUAUCUCUGGUGUUGCUGCAUUGGGUUCUUCUUUACCCCGCAACGAACAGCUCAAGUCAUCAGACUUGGUCUUGUCAAUUGAUUCGCUUGCACACUCUUAUACCCUUUGUUUCGUUCUAGCCGCCUUGUACUCAAAUGCAUCAAUUGCUUUCAACUCCGUCGCUGGAGAAAUCGUCGACUUUGCUCUUGCAACUACCGGAGUCUCGCCAACAAUUAUCAUCGCCUCAUCACACACUAUGUCCGAUUACCAUGCUCAAUACAUGGGCCCGCAAUUGAACCCGUUGGUGAAACUUGGCCGCUUCUUCCAAACUCGGGCCUUAGAUUCAGGAAGGAUGCCAUCAAGCAACAUUCUCUCUGCUCUAGGCGGAAGUGGGCCUGUCUCGGAACAGACAUUAAAAAAUUUAAGAUUGAUUCUUGUCUCUCAUCGAGCUGAAGGAGAUAGGAACAACCAACUCACCAGCGACCAGCUUACAGAUUUCAGGAUCAUGACAGGUGCUCGACUCGCAUAUGCGCUUACUACUGGGAAAGUAGCUGGAGCUGUUUGUCAGACAAAUCCAUAUGAUUACAGAGGACAGCGGGGUUUCAGCCACUUUGGCCCUCCCUUGAACAGUGUGGAGGUCAAACUAGUUGAUUACGAUGAAAAGUCAGGCAAUGAGAAAGCCAUUGAGGGAAAGAUCCACAUAUCUGGACCUGCUGUGGUAUCUGGUGAAUGCAAGCUUGAAGCCGAUGGCUUAUUCCAGGAGGACAAUACUCUAGUUCUCCUAGCUUGA